AUGACUUUCCCAGAUGAAAUUCUCCAACUCGUUUUCUACGAAUUGAACGACCCGACCCCUUUGACUCUCGUAUCAAAACGUUUUCAUAACUUCUCUCAAGACAACUUCAUCAGAGCCCAUUAUUUCCUGGCUCGAUAUGGCGAGACACAGGCCCUGUUCUAUGCGCUCGGGCGGGGGCGCAUACUUAAUAAGAGUGUCUUGAAUACUCUGUUGGCCAGCGGCGCGCAUAUGUCUCGGUACCUUGUCCAGCUCGCCAUUCACCACUACUUUCGCUCCCAGGGUCACUUCAUCAAGACCACUUGGGUCCGCAGUGUCCCCCUGCCUGUUUUCGUUUACUUCAUGGAACUCGCUACAAAAAAGUAUGGGGAAAUCCCUGUAGGAAAGAACGAGGACGAUGGAUCUAUAUUCGCAACCUUUUUGAGGGAGAGUAGAUUUCACCCUUCUGUGCGUACAACGAACUGGGAGGCAAUCAAGGAUAUCUUGGAGAAGUACAAGUUCUUGCCGUUCACGAAUAAGGACCCAAUCAUGGCACAGUUCCCCCUCGCUCUUGCCAUCGAGCCUCGUUUGUUGCCUCUUGCUGUCGCGAAUGGAUUUCAAAUGGAUAGCAAGUAUCGCGAUUUCGUCUUCCGCAAGAUGUUUGAGCGGCCCAUAGCCUCCAGUGACACUCGUGCAGAUGAUAUCGUCCGAAAUGCGAGAGAGUUGUGUAGAUUGGAUCCCACAAUGUUCCUGAGUCGUACAGUAGCUGCCGAGGUUUGCAUGGAAGCCAAGACAAAUGAAGCCGCAUAUCUAGCACUUCAGAGGCUAGACAAAGCUGGUGAACUACGAUUUGAUCUCUCCACCUUGGUCGAGGAGCUGAUCAAACUAUUCGCAACCACUCGUUCCAUCGCCCUUAACUCCGUUGCGCUAACGCUCAGGCAGCUAUAUGCUGAUUUCCCUUCCAAGGACUACAUUGCUCGCCACGUUCUCCUUUGCUCCAUCUUCAUCCAAGAGGCGUUCAAUUGCUCGCAUGCCCCCGGUUACCCGUAUACCGCCAAUACCCCUCAUCUCUCAACGACUGAAAACCUUAAGCUCCGUUUCGAUGAGUUAGGCCUAGGGAAAGGGCCUACUCGCCUUGAGUUAAUGGCAGUGUUGUUGAACCCUUUCGUAGAACGAUUCACUCCCGUCAUGGAGUGGGUAAGAUGGAAUGGGAGGCGGAUAGUGCGCACGGAGGAUGUAGAGGAUACUAGCGUUGGGAGUAGCAGUGCAUCAGAUAGUAGCGUGCCCAGGAGCAAAGACCGAGCGACUAAAAGGGAAUCAGACAAUCUCCCCGAACGUAGCGGGGCAGUUGGACUGGGCUUGGAUCCCAUCGGUGCCAAAGACUUCAUCCAAGAAGUCGUGGAAAAGAUGUUGGAAGUGGCAUGCAAAGGCAAGAUGAUCAAGAAAAUGUAUGAGCGGUACGAUUACGUCCGCGAAACCAUUGCGAAGGUCGUGCUAGAGAAGCAUCAAAUUGACGUGGAUGAUCUACCACCUUGGGACGACGAGGAUGCUUGCAGACGUUACCAUGCUAAAUUGUCCCGCGAUUACACUAUGCUUGACUCGUCAACUGGCAGGGAGUCCCUUCAACUUGUCCAGCAGAUGCAGCCGUCGCUUCCACCAGAGAUCAAGCCCGACGACGAAGUAGAGGGUUGUGAAGGGCAUGGGAUGGGGAACACUCAAUCAGAGCCCGAACUGGGUCACAUCGGGCAAGAUACAUUGUCCGUGAUGAUACGGCAGGAUGAAACAGCUCCCUCGAGAUCUCGACGACGUGCUUUCUAUAUGUACAAUUACGCAAACGACUCCGCGAACAAGCUUCCUUACCCUAAUGAUCCCUUGAGUGUCGGCCGUUGGGUCAAGACACAGUUUGGAACACAAAGUCGAAUCACCGCCGUCUUCUUGACUCACGCCAUCAUCAAUGAUAAUGCACCCGACAUCAACUACUUCUUUGGCUACGUUGACGCUCAUGUGCCACGGCCAGAAGCUCGCGCCGUGCCUCUCACUUUCAAGCACUUCCAGCUAUUAGCUCGUCUAGGACGCGCACCCAACUGGACGCUGUACAAUGAGCUCGAGCGCGGUGCUGAGUUUUAUUACAGUGAAGACGACUACCUCUCGGACACAGUUGUUAUACCACUGAAACAGGGCAGCUCGCUUACAUACAAGAUUAAGAAAGAAGCCUCGAAAACGAUACUCACCCAGCAUGACCCAACUUCAGCGCCUCGCGGAACUAAGCGUCCUAGACGAGAGGCUGCCUUCACUACCCGGUCCUACGUGGUCCCAGACUCUGACGACGAAGCUAUCAUUGGGGAAUCGGAUGACGAAUGGAUGGACGAUGACCUCUUGAUGAAAAAUAUGCAGCAACAGUGUCAAAAGAAGGCCGAAACGAAUUUACAAAAGUGGAUCGUUCAUUUGACAGCACUUUGCAAGGAUGAAGAGCGAAAGUACAAAGGCAAGAAACGCUCACUUGACAAAGCAGGGAAAAUAGAGGCCCGUGCACGCAUUCAGAAGAAUGAUUUCCUCCGGUCAUUGUCAGUGCAGCUACGGCACUUGCGAAAAGUUGAUCACGACAGAAGGCUGAGCCUGUACGGGCCUGAGUAUGCCGAUGUGGUCUACAGCGACGAAGAUGAUGAAGAGUAUAUUGACAAAACGACCGUGCGCCAUCAGAGGCGCAAGAUUUCCCGCGACUAA
Pleurotus ostreatus (oyster mushroom) is the source of this 2700-nucleotide messenger RNA. RefSeq lists its product as uncharacterized. NCBI's taxonomy places the organism in Eukaryota, Fungi, Basidiomycota, Agaricomycetes, Agaricales, Pleurotaceae. The transcript has 14 exons. The record is from RefSeq and is a predicted model, not a curated record. Bases 1 to 2700 code for a protein of 899 amino acids.